AUGAAUAUUUUCAGAUUUAUAGCAGAUUUACUUCAUUUAACUUCCUUCUUCAUUUUGAUUUUCAAGAUCAGAAAAUCAAUGAAUGUUGUAGGUUUAUCUUACAAGUCAAAAGAAUUAUAUUUAGUUGUAUUCCUUCUCAGAUAUUUGGACUUAUUUUUAUACUUUGUUUCAUUUUACAACACUAUAAUGAAGAUUCUAUACAUUUCAUUGACAGCUUAUCUUAUUUACAUCAUUAGAUUUAGAAGACCUUAUUGCUUAACCUACGAUUCAUAAAAUGACUCUUUUCCUCACUUAAAAUUCAUUUAUCCAGGUGCCGCUCUUGUAACCCUAAUUUCCCUCGAUUACUCUAACAUAGGAUUAUUUGAAAUUUGCUGGACAUACUCUAUUUGGUUAGAGUCUUUAGCUAUUCUUCCUUAAUUGCACAUGAUUCAAUAAACAAAAGAAUGUGAAAAUAUCACAGGACAUUACAUGGCCUCCCUUGGUUUCUACAGAUUUUUCUAUAUUUUAAAUUGGAUAUACGUUUAUUACUAUACUGAAAAAAUUUAAUGGAUUUCUACUCUUGGUGGAAUACUCUAAACGGCUCUUUACUCUGACUUUUUAUAUGUCUAUUUAAAAAGCCAAGGAAGAAAGAUUGAAAUUUCAGUUUGA
Molecule: messenger RNA, 648 nt
Organism: Tetrahymena thermophila SB210
Lineage: Eukaryota; Ciliophora; Oligohymenophorea; Hymenostomatida; Tetrahymenidae
Product: ER lumen protein retaining receptor
Exons: 8
Biological process (GO): endoplasmic reticulum to Golgi vesicle-mediated transport; protein retention in ER lumen
Cellular component (GO): cis-Golgi network; endoplasmic reticulum; membrane
Molecular function (GO): ER lumen protein retrieval receptor activity
Source: RefSeq, a predicted model, not a curated record